Molecule: messenger RNA, 422 nt
Organism: Merops nubicus (carmine bee-eater)
Lineage: Eukaryota; Metazoa; Chordata; Aves; Coraciiformes; Meropidae
Product: anoctamin-3-like
Exons: 3
Source: RefSeq, a predicted model, not a curated record
GUAUGAAUACAAGCAAGAGUGAGACAGUGAAAGAGCAUCCAUUAAAACCCUCUAGAAGAUCUAUGCCAUGCCUAGCCCAGAGCCAAACACAUCCUCAGAGUCUGAGCAAGCACUCGUCUUUCCUGCAGCCAACCCGUGUGCAGCUGCAGCCCCGGCCACAGGCUCUGAGUGCAGGCACAUCUACAGCUACGGUGGAUGUAGUGUCAGAACGAGCUAAAGUGAUGGAGACUUUGGAAAACAACUUGCUUAAGCUGUCUAAUACAGAAUACAGUGAUCCUUUUCUAGAAGUAGGAAAGGACAAAGACACAUAUACAGACGAUUCAGAACAUGCAAAUUAUGAUACUCGUACAGAUCAGUCGUUGCUCAUUCAGAACAAGCUUACCAGGCAGAAAACAGAACCUCGGAACAAAUCGUCUCUAAAG